AUGACGAUCCGCAAGCAAUACACGCCUGAGGUCCUCUUGAGCGCGCCACGCAGAUCGGCAGCCAUCCCCAGUCCGGAUGGGAAGCUCGCGCUGUUCACCCAGUCGAGCUAUUCGUUCCAGACGCAUGCGCGGACGAGUGAGAUCCGGGCGCUCGACCUGACUCAAGGCACGGAGACCACGAUCAGCAAGGACGCCAAAGCCAGUGAGCCGCGAUGGCUGGGGACCGCUUACGAGGUCGUCUGGCUCAAGGAGACCGAGAACGGCAACACGAAUCUCGUCGUCACGGACGCCACUCUCCCGGGCAAGUCCUACACGGCCGGCACCGUGCCAGGCCCCGUCUCCAGUCUCAAGCUCUAUGUCAUUGAGCCGGGGAAAGUCGCCAUCGCGGUCGCGGGCCAAGCUAAUCCGGAUGGAAGCUUGUUCAACCCCAAGGACGCGCCCAAGUCGCACACUUCGGCUCGGGUAUAUGACUCGCUCUUCGUGCGGCAUUGGGACUCCUGGGUGACGGAGCAGCGCAACGCUCUCUUCACGGCUCUCCUGCAAAAGGCGCAGCCCGUGGUGACGUCGCGGCAGGGACGGUAUAGCUUGCAUGGCUUCAAAAAUGCUCUUCAAGGCACCAACUUGGAAUGUCCCAUCCCACCGUUCGGCGGAGUGGAUCACUUUGACAUCGGCCCUACUGGCUUGGUAAUUGUGGCCAAAGACCCCCUGCUCGAUCCCGCUACGCAUACAAAGUGUGACGCGUGGUUCAUCCCCAAGAAAGAUCUGACGGACGUGUCUCCUGCGAGUUUCCACAAAUUGCACUUCCCUGGCCUCGACGGCGCGGCUUCGUGCCCGGUCUUUUCGCCGAACGGGCAGUCGAUGGCGUUCCUGCAGAUGGCGACAGACGGGUACGAGAGUGACAAGAAUCGCAUCGUCCUCGUGCAGGGGCUGAACGGCUUUGAGAGAGGAGAGAGUGCGUCGGUCUUCGAGCUGAUGCGCACCCCGGACGGCCAGGGUGGCUGGGACCGGUCUCCGACCGCGUUGAAGUGGUCUGCCGACGGCAACAUGCUGUUACUAGAGGCCGAGGACACGGGCCGGGGAUGUCUCUUCGCACUCGAUUUGAACGCCGCACCCAGCCCGGAAUGGCGACCCCGACAGCUCACGCACAGCGGCUACAUCAUCGAUUUCGCCCCCCUGUCAGCCAUGUCGAACCUGCUGAUCGUGUCGAGCAACAACCUGGUCGACAACAGCGAGUACACACUGGUCAACCCAGACCCGCUGCUGGUCGAGCCUCAAGCCCCGGUCGUGAUUUCCUCGCUCAGCCGGAACGGCUCCAUGUUCGGCCUCUCGCCGGAACAAGUGUCGUCGAUCUGGUGGAAAGGCGCCAACGACCACCCGGUGCACGCGUGGAUGAUGCGCCCUUCGUUCUUCCGCGCCGAUCAGACGUACCCGCUCGCAUACCUGAUCCACGGCGGGCCCCAGGGCGCGUGGAACGACCAGUGGUCGACGCGAUGGAACCCGGCCGUCUUCGCCGAGCAGGGCUACGUCGUCGUGUGUCCCAACCCGACGGGCUCGACCGGGUACGGCCAGGCCUUUACGGACGCGAUCCGCAACCAAUGGGGCGGGCUGCCCUACGAAGACCUGGUCAAGGGGUUCGAGUACAUCCGCGCGGAAUUGCCCUUCGUGGACACGUCGCGCAGCGUCGCCCUGGGCGCCUCGUACGGCGGCUACAUGAUGAACUGGAUGCAAGGGCACGCGCUGGGCCGGCAGUUCAAGGCCCUCGUCUGCCACGACGGCGUCUUCAGCAUGACGGGCCAACUGGCCAGCGAGGAGCAGUACUUCCCCGUGCACGACCUCGGCGGGCCGCUGUGGGAGCGCCAGGAGGUCUACGACCGGUGGGACCCCUCCCGGUUUCUCACCCACUGGGACACGCCCAUGCUCGUCGUCCACAACGAGCUCGACUUCCGCCUCACCAUCUCCGAGGGCCUGUCGGCGUUCAACGUCCUGCAGAUGAAGGGCGUCGAGUCGCGCUUUCUGAGCUUCCCGGACGAGAACCACUGGGUGUUGAAGCCGGAGAAUAGUCUCGUGUGGCAUCUGGUGGUGAUCAAUUGGAUCAACAGGUUUGUCGGGUUGCCGAAGAUUGUCGACAGACAGGGCCGUGAUGGCAGUGGCUUCUGCAGGAGGGAGAGUCGGCGUGUGUGGCCUAAACGGCAGGGCAGUUCCAAGCUAGAGCAGUGA
Cladophialophora carrionii CBS 160.54 is the source of this 2217-nucleotide messenger RNA. RefSeq lists its product as uncharacterized. The record is from RefSeq and is a predicted model, not a curated record. Gene Ontology annotation, molecular function: serine-type endopeptidase activity. NCBI's taxonomy places the organism in Eukaryota, Fungi, Ascomycota, Eurotiomycetes, Chaetothyriales, Herpotrichiellaceae. Gene Ontology annotation, biological process: proteolysis. Bases 1 to 2217 code for a protein of 738 amino acids. The transcript is spliced from 2 exons.